Aplysia californica (California sea hare) is the source of this 980-nucleotide messenger RNA. Its product is annotated as zonadhesin. Gene Ontology annotation, cellular component: extracellular matrix. The record is from RefSeq and is a predicted model, not a curated record. Lineage: Eukaryota; Metazoa; Mollusca; Gastropoda; Aplysiida; Aplysiidae.
AUGGCGUCCGGAGACCCUCACUACAAGACAUUUGAUGGCGCCAUGAUUCACUUCAUGGGGACCUGCCACUACGUGUUGGCGCGCUCCCAGCCCGGCAGUGGGGGAGACAACUGCGACUUCGAGGUGACCGUGAAGAACGAGCGGAGGAACGGCAAGACGAGGGUGUCCUACACCAAGCGAGUCAACAUCCGCAUGUUUGGCAUGGAGAUCUCUCUGCUGAAGAAAAGGCGGUUGAUGAUCAACAAGAUGAGACACUACACACCCCUCACUGUGGAAGGCCGGUUUGAGGUGGUGAAAAACUCACGCGCCAUCACCUUCAUCAGCAAGUGUGGAGUGGAGGUCACCUUCAGGGACGACCACAUGGUACAGGUGUCUGCUCCCAACAGUUUCGCUGGCAAAAUGACUGGCAUCUGCGGCACCUGCAACGGAAAUGCCCGGGAUGACUACAGGCUGGCAGACGGUACUGACGUCACCAAGGCCAACCAGAGAGACAGUCGUAUUGGACAGAGUUACGUCGCCAAUAUGCUCAGACCUGACUUGCCUAAAAGGUGCAAGAGCAAAGUCCUGCCCCCACCCCCCAAAUGCUCCAAGGCUAACAGGAAGAAGGCAGAAGCGGCGUGUGGCAUCAUGGUCCAAAGGGGUGGACCCUUCGGGGCGUGUCUCAAAGCAAGGGGAGAGCAAGCCCGGGAACUCUACGACAGCUGUGUGCAGGACUUCUGUGCCUUCGUCGCCGAUCCCAAAGAGCCCCCUCCUGCCCCGCCAACUCCCACUACUCGGACAUCGUCCCCGCCUGCCCGCCCUCCUGUGCCCGGCCUGACCCCUCUGGCCCCUGCAGCACCGACACCCAGGAAGGCUGUCUCUGUGACGAGGGGUUCCUGCUCAAUGAUGACCAGUGCGUGCCGGCUGACCAGUGCGGCUGUGUGGACCCCAAAACUGGAAACUAUUACCCCGUGAACUGGAACGACGUUCCUGUCACGUGA